Knipowitschia caucasica is the source of this 2295-nucleotide messenger RNA. The record is from the annotation of a GenBank genome assembly. Lineage: Eukaryota; Metazoa; Chordata; Actinopteri; Gobiiformes; Gobiidae.
AUGGCUUCAAACAAUGCGUCUGCGGGGAAAUGGGAAGUGGUGAAGAAGGGAAAGAAGAGCAGCAACCCCGGAGGGACUAAAAACCCCAGUGAUAAGAAGAAUGGAGCUCGAAAAGCUCUGGGGGAGUCGAACCUACAGCAGGCCAAACAACAGGACAUGGUUCUAAUGGCCUUCCCUGGGGGGGUGGUGAGGCCGGCAGAGGAGGACGUGAGCCCAGAGGCCCCUGCGGAGCCUGAGGGGUCCGUCCGCACGCCGCAGCGCACCUUCUCCGAGCGUUUGCCCGGUGCACGGCACUCCUCCUCCCGCAGCGUUGGCGCGCGCUCUGCCAGAGUCCGACACCCGCGGCCAGUGUCCGAGGCCUGGAUCGGGCUCUACCGGGUCAAUAACCGCCACGGAAAUAUCCGCUGUCCGUUCUGCUCCAAGGCGUUCCCAGGAGGCCGUAUCGAGGAGCACCUGCUGAGCUGCCUCACGUCGCCGCCUCUGCCCUACAACACGGAUGUCCUCAGUAAGGACAGUGGGGAGUGUUCCAUCUGCCUGGAGGACCUGGUCCAGGGGGAGACCAUCGCCCGCCUGGCCUGUCUCUGCGUCUACCACAAGAGGUACCAGAGGGGGAGGCCACGCAGAGAGAGAGGGGGAGGCCGCGCAGAGGAGAGGGGGAGGCCGCGCAGAGGAGAGGGGGAGGCCGCGCAGGCGGAGGAGAGGGGGAGGCCGCGCAGGCGGAGAGGAGAGGGGGAGGCCGCGCAGGCGGAGAGGAGAGGGGGAGGCCGCGCAGGCGGAGAGGAGAGGGGGAGGCCGCGCAGGCGGAGAGGAGGAGGGGGAGGCCGCGCAGGGCGGAGAGGAGAGGGGGAGGCCGCGCAGGCGGAGAGGAGAGGGGGAGGCCGCGCAGGCGGAGAGGAGAGGGGGAGGCCGCGCAGGCGGAGAGGAGAGGGGGAGGCCGCGCAGCGGAGAGGAGAGGGGAGCCGCGAGCGGAGAGGAGAGGGGGAGGCCGCGCAGGCGGAGAGGAGAGGGGGAGGCCGCGCAGGCGGAGAGGAGAGGGGGAGGCCGCGCAGGCGGGAGAGGAGAGGGGGAGGCCGCGCAGGCGGAGAGGAGAGGGGGAGGCCGCGCAGGCGGAGAGGGGAGGGGGAGGCCGCGCAGGCGGAGAGGAGAGGGGGAGGCCGCGCAGGCGGAGAGGAGAGGGGGAGGCCGCGCAGGCGGAGAGGAGAGGGGGAGGCCAGCGCAGGCGAGAGGAGAGGGGAGCCGCGCAGGCGGAGAGGAGAGGGGGAGGCCGCGCAGGCGGAGAGGAGAGGGGGAGGCCGCGCAGGCGGAGAGGAGAGGGGGAGGCCGCGCAGGCGGAGAGGAGAGGGGGAGGGCAGGCGCGGGAGAGGAGAGGGGGAGGGCGCGCGGAGAGGAGAGGGGGAGGCGCGCAGGCGGAGAGGAGAGGGGGGGAGCCGCGCAGGCGGAGAGAGGAGAGGGGGAGGCCGCGCAGCGGAGAGGAGAGGGGGAGGCCGCGCAGGCGGAGAGGAGAGGGGGAGGCCGCGCAGGCGGAGAGGAGAGGGGGAGGCCGCGCAGGCGGAGAGGAGAGGGGGGGGCCGCGCAGGCGGAGAGGAGAGGGGGAGGCCGCGCAGGCGGAGAGGAGAGGGGGAGGCCGCGCAGGCGGAGAGGAGAGGGGGAGGCCGCGCAGGCGGAGAGGAGAGGGGGAGGCCGCGCAGGCGGAGAGGAGAGGGGGAGGCCGCGCAGGCGGAGAGGAGAGGGGGAGGCCGCGCAGGCGGAGAGGAGAGGGGGAGGCCGCGCAGGCGGGAGAGGAGAGGGGGAGGGCCGCGCAGGCGGAGAGGAGAGGGGGAGGCCGCGCAGGCGGAGAGGAGAGGGGGAGGCCGCGCAGGCGGAGAGGAGAGGGGGAGGCCGCGCAGGCGGAGAGGAGAGGGGAGGCCGCGCAGGGGAGAGGAGAGGGGGGGAGGCCGCGCAGGCGGAGAGGAGAGGGGGAGGCCGCGCAGGCGGAGAGGAGAGGGGGAGGCCGCAGGCGGAGAGGGAGGGGGAGGCCGCGCAGGCUGGAGAGGAGAGGGGGAGGCCGCGCAGGCGGAGAGGAGAGGGGGAGGCGCGCAGGCGGAGAGGAGAGGGGGAGGCCGCGCAGGGAGAGGAGAGGGGGAGGCCGCGCAGGCGGAGAGGAGAGGGGGAGGGCGCGCAGGCGGAGAGGAGAGGGGGGAGGCGCGCAGAGGAGAGGAGAGGGGGGGAGGCCGCGCAGAGGAGAGGAGAGGGGGAGGCCGCGCAGGCGGAGAGGAGACUAUUAGGACCACUUCUUGCAUUGGGAAUAUGAAUUAA